Messenger RNA from Telopea speciosissima, 399 nucleotides. RefSeq lists its product as uncharacterized. The transcript has a single exon. NCBI's taxonomy places the organism in Eukaryota, Viridiplantae, Streptophyta, Magnoliopsida, Proteales, Proteaceae. The record is from RefSeq and is a predicted model, not a curated record. Bases 1 to 399 code for a protein of 132 amino acids.
AUGCUUGAUAAUCAAUUCAGACUUUGUAUGCUUACUGGUGAUAACUUCGCCGAUUGGAGAGAGAAAGCUCUUCUUACCCUGGGGUGUAUGGACCUCGAUUUGGCAAUCCGUGUAGAUGAGCCUGCAGCUCUCACAGACUUCAGUACACUAGAAGAGAAGGCUCAAUAUGAACGCUGGGAACGGUCUAACCAUCUCAGUCUGAUGCUUAUCAAAGCAAAUGUAAGCAAAAGCAUCAGAGACUCAAUACUUGAUAAUGGGAAUGUCAAGGACUACCUAAAGGCUAUUGAAGACCAGUUCGUGAGCUCUGAGAAGGCCCUAGAAAGCACUUUGAUGGGACAACUUUAUUCUCUGAAAUACAGUGGAGGCAAAGGAGUGCGUGAGCACAUAAUGAGGAUGUGA